AUUACAAGUUCUGAGCCCAGUUAGAGGAUUCUGGGUGGCAGAGCAGCUGGACUGGACCUGAGCUGUAUCUCUGACUCACCUCUGACUUCAGUUCUUUCAGUGGAGAAAAUGGCUAAGAUGCUCGUUUUCAUUAUUGUCACCGCUCUAGUAAUGGAUGGCGAAAGCUGGCCUCUGGACAACUGCUCCCAAGAAGAGGCGCGGCUCAGAGCCCAGGUGUACCUGCUUGAGACCCGGGUCAAACAGCAACAGGUGAAAAUUGCACAGCUUUUGCUAGAGAAGGAAGUCCAAUUCCUUGACAAAGGAGAGGAGAAUAGUGUCAUUGACCUUGGAGGCAAGAGGCAAUAUGCAGAUUGUUCAGAGGUUUUCAAUGAUGGAUAUAAGCGCAGUGGGUUUUAUAAAAUCAAGCCUAUCCAGAGCCCAGCAGAAUUCUCUGUUUAUUGUGAUAUGUCUGAUGGAGGAGGCUGGACAGUAAUUCAGAGGCGAUCUGAUGGCAGUGUGAACUUUAACAGAGCCUGGAAUGACUAUGAAAAUGGCUUUGGAAAUUUUGUCCAAAAAAAUGGUGAAUAUUGGCUGGGUAAUAAAAAUAUUCACUUAUUGACCAUACAAGGAGACUACACUUUGAAAAUUGACCUUGAAGAUUUUGAAAAAAACAGUCGUUAUGCACAAUAUAAAAAUUUCAAAGUUGGAGAUGAAAAGAGUUCCUAUGAGUUGCACUUUGGAACAUAUUCGGGAACAGCUGGAGACUCCCUUGCAGGGAAAUUUCACCCUGAGGUGGAGUGGUGGGCUAGUCACCAAAGAAUGAAAUUCAGCACGUGGGACAGAGAUAACGACAACUACAAAGGGAACUGUGCAGAAGAAGAUCAGUCUGGCUGGUGGUUUAACAGGUGUCACUCUGCAAACCUGAAUGGCUUAUACCACAGAGGUCCCUACACGGCUGAAACGGACAGUGGGGUGGUCUGGUUUACCUGGCAUGGAUGGUGGUAUUCUUUGAAAUCUGUGGUUAUGAAAAUUAGGCCAACUGAUUUUAUUCCAAAUACUGUUUAAUCCUCCCUGGUUGGAUCUCAUUUCUGCUAUGCAUCUUGAUUUGAAAUGGUUUAAAGAAUAGCUAUUUUGAAUAUAUAGGGUGAUGAUGUCAAUCGUGUGUGCUACUUUGCAUCCUUAUUUGCUUUUACAUACUUUCAGUACAAUAAAUAUGUAAUACUCAAUAAACAUAGAUUAUGUUAAUA
Molecule: messenger RNA, 1226 nt
Organism: Lepus europaeus (European hare)
Lineage: Eukaryota; Metazoa; Chordata; Mammalia; Lagomorpha; Leporidae
Gene: FGL1
Product: fibrinogen like 1
Exons: 8
Coding region: 109-1044 (311 amino acids)
Biological process (GO): regulation of immune response; negative regulation of T cell activation
Source: RefSeq, a predicted model, not a curated record